This is a messenger RNA of Paramecium tetraurelia, 1074 nucleotides long. RefSeq lists its product as uncharacterized. The record is from RefSeq and is a predicted model, not a curated record. NCBI's taxonomy places the organism in Eukaryota, Ciliophora, Oligohymenophorea, Peniculida, Parameciidae. The transcript is spliced from 3 exons.
AUGAUGAGAUUAAAUAUAACGAGAUUGACUAAGAGAAUGAAUAUGAAACCUCCCUCGGAAAAUGAUUUCAGCACUUUGCUCAUUGCAAAGAAUACUCCAAUUCGUUAGCUUUCCAUAUCAACUCGCUCAUCGAAACACUCUUAAUUUGUUAGAAGAUUGCCAACUAAUUAAAAUUAACAAUCACAACAAUUAACUAGUAGAACGAUCUCAGUUCAUGAUACGCAUUUACAUGGUGAACCCUUGUAGGAGAAGCAGCUCUCAGUCAACAAAAUGCAGAAUAAGAAAAAGUCUUCGAGAAGAUUAAUCGGUUUAUAAACUCAACCCAGUUUGAUCAUGAAACCAAAGUUUGCAGACAUUAAAUAUGAAUUGAUUGACAUCUACUCAUUACAAAUACCUGAACCAAAAAUACUGUACAGAGGUCACAGAGAAACGUCUCAUCUUUAAAAGAUCGCCAUUAUUGGCUAAUCUCUAUCUCUUAACAAAUAGUUAAUUCAAAAAAUUAAAUCUGAAUGCAUUCUAGUCUUAUUAACUAACAAUUUAUCGUAAUUAGAUGAAUAAUAUGAUUGCAUAAUUUAACCACCUCACAUAUCUCCCAAGGAAGCAUUGAGUUUUUAAAGAAAUACGAAUUAGAUUUGGAUAAAUGUGAAUCACUUAAUACAAACAUACAAAUAACCAUAGCAAAUUAUUAUGAUAGAUGAAAUUUUUAACGAUAAUAACAUUUUAGGUAUUGAAGAAUUAAAAAAUAAAAUAUUGUAUUCUGGAAAUUGUAAGAUGAUUCAUCUAUUUCUCUAAAAGGACAAGCCAAAUCUCUAAAAAUUAUAUUAUGCCCUAUGUCAUCUAUUGAAGUACGAGCAAUAGGAUUUGAUAUCAUUGAAUCUAAAAUAGACACUACAAGAAUGUUCCGAAAAUUGUCUGUAAAUUUAAUCUAAAUUAAAUUACCUUCAAAAAGUAGGUGACAUAAAGAAGAAGUUGAAACACCAAUUUCAAAAGGAACAAAUUUCCAUCGAGUCCCCAGAAGACAGAGCUGAAAAGUAUAUCAUUCUUAAGAAUUAGUCUGAGAGAUUGUGUUAUUGA